ACCAGCCAGUUUUAUUUUCAAGCUAGCAGCUAUUAAAAGUCACUUUUACACUCAAGCAGUAGAUCUCAAAUUUUGCUCAGAUAAAGAAAAACUGCAAGAUGCCUGUGUCAUUCUCUACCAGCAUGCGUUUUAAAUUUCCUAUACUGGCAAUUGCACUAGAAGCUGUGAUCAUUAUUUUAUACGGACUUUUUAUUACCUAUGAUGACGGAGCUAAUUCUAGACUUGUACACAACAACACUGACAAACUAGAACAUUUCUACAAAAUCUAUCCAAGUUUCCAGGAUGUGCACGUAAUGAUUUUUGUUGGAUUUGGCUUUCUGAUGACCUUCUUGAAGAAGUAUGGAUUCAGCAGUGUAGGAUUUAAUUUACUCAUUGCAGCAUUUGGUCUUCAGUGGGGCACUCUGAUGCAAGGUUGGCUACACCAUUUAAAAGAUGGAAAAAUCAAAGUUGACAUUUUCAGCUUAAUUAAUGCAGACUUCAGCACAGCAACUGCCCUGAUUUCAUUUGGUGCUGUCUUGGGGAAGACCAGUCCAAUCCAACUGCUGAUUAUGACUCUUCUCGAGAUUACCAUAUUUGCUUGUAAUGAGCACUUGGUCACUUCAGUCCUGCAGGCCAAAGAUGUUGGUGCAUCGAUGACUAUUCAUGCUUUUGGUGCAUACUUUGGUCUUGCUGUCAGUCGUGUCCUCUACAGACCAGGAUUACAAGGUGACCAUGAUAAAGAAGGAUCUGUGUAUCACUCAGACUUGUUUGCUAUGAUUGGUACUCUCUUCUUAUGGAUGUUUUGGCCAAGCUUCAAUUCUGCCAUUGUGGAAAAUCCUGAUGGACAAUAUAGAGCUAUUAUCAACACUUAUUUCUCACUGGCUGCAUGUGUACUCACUGCUUAUGCUCUGUCUAGCUUGGUCGAUAAGAAAGGAAAAUUGGACAUGGUCCACAUACAAAAUGCUACUCUGGCAGGUGGUGUAGCUGCUGGGACCUCUGCUGACAUGAUGAUCUACCCUUAUGGAAGUCUGUUGAUUGGAUUUACAGCUGGAAUAAUCUCCACUGUUGGAUUUAAAUAUCUGACACCAAUUUUUGCAUCUAAACUGAAGAUACAUGAUACCUGUGGUGUACACAAUCUUCAUGGCAUGCCUGGAAUACUUGGAGGUAUAGCUGGUAUAAUUGCAUCUGCCAUGGCCAGUACAAAUGUGUAUGGUGUUGGACUUGGCCUAACGUUCCCAGCAAGAAGAACUGGUAUUCUACAGGCUGGAUAUCAAGCUGCUGGAUUAGGUGCAUCCCUUGCUCUGGCCCUUAUUGGAGGGACCAUCACAGGUUUCAUUCUAUGUAUUUCUCUUUGGGGACAGCCACCAGAUCAAAAUUGUUUUGAUGAUGAUAUUUACUGGGAGGUGCCAGACGGUGAAACUGAAAAUGAAAAUCUACUUUCUUCAGAACAUGGAAGGCAGAAUACUAAUGCUGAAGCAUGAACAAGCAUGAUGUUUUUUUAGAAAAAUGUCAUCAACAUUUAACGCUUGCCAAAUGGAAAUCAAAAACACUAAUAUUUCACCCAAAAUAUUUUAUAUAACAUUUUUUAUUUAAAUACAUAAAAAAGCAGUCUGAGAAUUAUAUUAGAAAUAAUUUACUGUGCUAUUUUGUACGGUAAAAUAACUUGAUAAAAAUACAAAAUAUGCUCUCCUUUGAUAAUAUCCAGGCUUUUUUCUAUUUCUUUUUAUUCAUAUAGUUCUUAAUUUUCUAGUGCUCUGUUUGAUUUGCUUAUAUGUAACACAGAAUUCUUUUUUAUUGUAGUUGCAGAAAGGCAAGACAUCACGUUAUUGUGGAUUCAAAUACACUGCAGGACUCCAGUUUAAUUACAGUAAAUUAAAUACAGAGAGUGUUUUGCAUUGCUAAAAGUUGAUUGGUAUAGAUUCUUGAUAAUCAAGGGAAUGAAAGUUUAUCAGGGAUAAGUGGAAAUGUGAUGUGAUCCCAUUGAAUGGUGGAACAGGCAUAAGGGAAUGAGUGGUCUAAUGCUCCUAAUUCAGAUGUGCAUACAUAUGUUCAUAAAGCUGUUCUGGUAUGUUAAAACCAAGUUACUAUCUGGCUGGUCUCAUGGAUUCUGUAGCACAUUUUGAAGAAAUCUAGGGAGUGCUCCCAGUUUUUGAACCAGUGUUAAUUCAUUUAACCAACAUGACAAAAACACAGUACUUGAUUACUCAUUUCAGUUCUGUUUGUGAGGCUUCAAUGUGACGUGGAUCUGUCUAAUGUAAGAUACAUAAGAACAGUGACUAUACCUCAUAUAUAAAAAAAAAAUUAUUACUUGUGAGACAAUUGGGAUACUUUCAGCAUCUGAAAAGCUUUAUAUGUAUGGCAUUUUUUUAAAUCUUAGCUACAGAAUACAUAUUAGAGCAGUGGGAUAAAUAGUAAAGUUAAUCUGUGCACUUCAAUAUGGAGUAGAAAAUAGCAAAAGGUUCUCAGAGCUAACCAGUAUGCAAAGGUCACAUUGGGAAGAGCAUGUACAAGAACAGAACUGAGUUUGUUAAAAUUCUUGUAUGUCAAAUAACCUACCACUACUGGACUUACAUGUAGAAUGGCCACUUCUAGACGCUGGAGAGACUAACUUUUAAAGUUUUUUUCUUCCUGAUAUGAAACUUUAACAAAAUAAUCAUUCAAGUCUGAAGGUGGCAAACAAACUCAGAUCAAAAAAGCAAAAUUGCUUUACAGCAGUGAUACUGACAGAAACUUUCCAACACAAAUUCAUUUACAAAAUAAAUUACAUUUAGAUAACAUAGUGAAUUGUUCCUAUAUGUUUGAGAAGAGUGCAGGAGAAAUUAGUCAGAUAACUAAAACCUUGUUUAAAGAGGUAGCUUUAAGGAAUGUCUUACAGGACAAUAGGAUACAAGCUGGAGAGAUGUGGAGAGAGAAUUCCAAAGUUAACUGCCUAGACAGCUGAAGGAUUUGUUAACCAAAUGUGUAGUUAAGAAACUGUGGUUGAGGUGAUGAACAGAAGGACCAUAAAAUGUGAGGCUGGAUGAACACAGCAGGCCAAGCAGCAUC
Molecule: messenger RNA, 3024 nt
Organism: Stegostoma tigrinum
Lineage: Eukaryota; Metazoa; Chordata; Chondrichthyes; Orectolobiformes; Stegostomatidae
Gene: rhag
Product: Rh associated glycoprotein
Exons: 10
Coding region: 99-1460 (453 amino acids)
Biological process (GO): ammonium transmembrane transport; ammonium homeostasis
Cellular component (GO): plasma membrane
Molecular function (GO): ammonium channel activity
Source: RefSeq, a predicted model, not a curated record